This is a messenger RNA of Caenorhabditis sp. 36 PRJEB53466, 1100 nucleotides long. NCBI's taxonomy places the organism in Eukaryota, Metazoa, Nematoda, Chromadorea, Rhabditida, Rhabditidae. The record is from the annotation of a GenBank genome assembly.
AUGAAGCCGUCAUUUACAACAGACUUUAGUGAUGAAGACGUAAAAUUUCGUAGUCCUCCUAAUCGCAACAAUGUCAUAUCUUCCAACUACGCAGUGGCACCAUAUGCUAGGGCCGUGUAUGACUUCCAGUGAGGUUUUCGAGCAAUAAAUCACACAACAAUUUAUCAUUUCAGAGGGGAAUUUGGAAAUGAGCUCUCCUUUACCGCUGAUGAGAUAAUACAUAUUCACAAGAAAAUUGAUAGCGAAUGGUUGGAAGGAUCGAUAGGAUCUUCGCGGAGUGGAAUUUUCCCCAUGUCAUUUGUUCAAGUGAUCGUAGACUUACCCGAAGAUGAGUCCAUGACGACAAAAAGCAGAAGAAGCACAACGAUUGAAAACGAGGGUAUAGGUUUCGCUAAUGUUCGAUACACGUUCACUGGCAGACAAGGAGACGAAUUGUGUGUGAAAGCCGGAGACACGGUCAGAGUGUUACGGACGGUGAAUGAUGAGUGGGUGAUGUGCAAGGAUCCAGAUAAUGAUAAAACUGGAAUUGUACCCGUUGGGUUCUUAGAAGUGUAUCUUGACGAUGAAGACGAUGAUAAUCAAACAGCAAGUCGCAAAGGAACGAAUUGUUUUAAUGUAGGGCAUUUUCAUAAAGCAAAUACUCAUUGACUACUGGAUGUUUUACUCCCUCACUCUUUUACUACUCAGGAAAAAAAGGCGCAAAUUCGGCGCAAAAAACCGAAACGGCGUCGGCACGUAGCUCGGCGCAACUUCGGCUCUACUUCGGCACCGGCGCAUUUUCCGAAUUCGAGAGAGACAUACAAAAUCGAAAAGGCGUCGGCGGCGACAAUUCGGCUCAACUUCGGCGCCAACGCCGGCGCCUAGUACGCCAAGAAAAUCAUUACUGACUCGCAAUUCUCUGGCGCUUUUCUUUUUCACUGUCACAUUUUUCAUUUUUUUUACAAGUCUUUUUUGGUUUGCUCUCAUUUACUUGCAGGUCAACAUGAUCAACCUUCAGAGCAGCACAAAAGAAACAAGCGGCGACCGUUGGAUACCGGAAAAGGUAAUGAAUAGAUCUAAUCCGUGCUUUCAUUUAUUUUUUAUUCUAUUUUUAGAACUGA